CAUAGAGUGUGAAAUAAAUUUUGCAAUGGGGGCAGGAAAGAGUCAAUUCACCGAAGAAGAACUUCAAGAUUAUCAGGAUUUAACAUAUUUUACCAAGAAGGAAGUAUUAUACGCGCAUCAAAAGUUCAAAGCUCUUGCUCCAGAAAAAGUUGGGCAUAAUAGAAAUGCAAAAUUGCCAAUGUCUAAGAUUUUACAAUACCCAGAACUAAGAGUAAAUCCAUUUGGUGAUAGAAUUUGUAAAGUAUUCAGUUCCAGUCAAGAUGGUGAUUGUACGUUUGAGGACUUUUUAGAUAUGAUGUCUGUUUUUAGCGACGCUGCUCCCAAAGCUGUAAAAGCAGAACAUGCAUUUAGAAUAUUCGAUUUUGAUGGGGAUGACAUGUUAGGGAUUGGUGAUUUACGUCAAGUUGUUGAUAGAUUGACUGGAAGUCAACGACUAAACGAAGGGGAUAUGCAACAACUCAUUCAAUAUUUACUUGAAGAAGCUGACUUAGAUGACGAUGGAUCGCUAAGCUUCGCUGAAUUUGAACAUAUAAUUGAAAAAAGCAGUGAUUUUUCAAAAACUUUCCGAAUACAUUUAUAAAAAAUGUAUACAAUUAUAUAUGAAACGAUGCAUAGAUAAAUUAAAAGACUGAAUAUACUAGUUAG
Messenger RNA from Ceratosolen solmsi marchali, 645 nucleotides. Its product is annotated as calcium and integrin-binding protein 1. The transcript has 5 exons. The coding region runs from base 26 to 580 and encodes 184 amino acids. Gene Ontology annotation, molecular function: calcium ion binding; magnesium ion binding. The record is from RefSeq and is a predicted model, not a curated record. NCBI's taxonomy places the organism in Eukaryota, Metazoa, Arthropoda, Insecta, Hymenoptera, Agaonidae.